Messenger RNA from Micropterus salmoides (largemouth bass), 872 nucleotides. RefSeq names its product calcium and integrin-binding family member 2-like. NCBI's taxonomy places the organism in Eukaryota, Metazoa, Chordata, Actinopteri, Centrarchiformes, Centrarchidae. The transcript is spliced from 6 exons. Gene Ontology annotation, molecular function: calcium ion binding. The record is from RefSeq and is a predicted model, not a curated record. Bases 218 to 778 code for a protein of 186 amino acids.
UGAAAGCAGCGCGCUGGUACCCGCACCGCCUCCUCCCGCACCGCUGAGGAGUGAAAAAUCCCCUUUUCCUCAGCGGAGAGGAGCUAAACCCGGACCAGGAGUGUGGACGUCAGACCAGCAGCUGGACCGGAACCUGUGGACCUGGAUGGAUGUAAACGGACCUCAGAGCAGCUGCAGCCUCCAGUGUGAUGCAGCUGUGUGAUGUCCGCCGAGCAGGAUGGGCAACAAGCAGACCACGUUCACCGACGAGCAGCUGGAGGCCUAUCAGGACUGCACCUUCUUCACCAGGAAAGAAGUCCUGCGGCUACAUGGCAGGUACCGAGAGUUGGCUCCUCACUUAGUGCCGCUGGAUUACAACAACCCCGACAUCAGAGUUCCUCUGACGCUCAUCGUCAGCAUGCCGGAGCUGAAGGAGAACCCGUUCAGAGACAGAAUUGUGGAGACGUUCUCUGAGGACGGACAGGGGAACCAGAGCUUCAACGACUUUGUCGACAUGUUUUCUGCCCUCUGUGAAACUUCACCCAGAGAGCUCAAGAUCAUCUACGCCUUCAAGAUUUACGACUUCAACAGGGACAACUUUAUCUGUAAGGAGGACCUGAAGAAGACUCUGAACAAGCUGACCAAAGGCGAGCUGACCCCAGAGGAGGUCAUCCUGGUGUGCGAUAAAGCCAUCGAGGAGGCCGACCUGGACGGAGACCACAAGCUGUCCUUCGCCGACUUUGAGAACAUGAUCUCAAAGGCUCCUGACUUCCUGAGUAACUUCCACGUACGAAUAUGAGACUGCUGAGAUCCUGCAGAGCGAAGACGUCUCACUUUGUCCCCAUUUCCUGAUCCGACUGGUCUUCACACUCCAGACUCCACCUGAACCUCAG